Molecule: messenger RNA, 1244 nt
Organism: Amborella trichopoda
Lineage: Eukaryota; Viridiplantae; Streptophyta; Magnoliopsida; Amborellales; Amborellaceae
Product: multidrug resistance protein
Source: RefSeq, a predicted model, not a curated record
UUCUUUGCAAAUUUCCCUCUGUCUCUCUCUCUCUCUCUACCAUAUUUUUAUUCCAGUGAAAACACGGGCAUUAUCCACUCCAGAGGGCAGAUUGCAUGACGAAAAAGGGAAUAAAACUAAACGAAAACAGUUCCGCUCGCUCUCUCUCUCUCUAACAUGGACGGAGCAGUGGCCAUGAACGCUCUACUUCCAAUCCAUGCAUCUUCGAGGGCAUCACCUCGAGAACACAGCUUCCUCUCAGGGACUCCUCUCAUAGGCCAAAAUCCAUCUUGCAGUAGCACCAGUUUCAGCAACAAGAGUAGAAGAGAGGAAAACAGCGGUUUCAUGGUUGUGACCGCCAAAGGAAGGAGAGGAGUGCAAGAUAGGAAGUUCCAGAGACCCGCUCUUCCCCCUCUUCCCAAACUUGAAGACGAUGGAAACCCCAAGUUCGUCAUCUUCAUUAGAACUGCAAAGGUUUAUCUCUGGUACCCAUUGAGUGUUGUUACCGGAGGAACCACUGCAAAGAUUAUGGUUGCUGCUAAAGAUAACUUCCUUGGCAAAUAUAUAUAUAAAGACACUCUUGCUAGAAACCUUGCUGCUGUGAUUUACAGAGAUGAGAAAGAGGUACAGAAGACAGCUUUUAAGCGAUAUCGUGUGUUGCGAUCAGCUUCAGAGUUUCGUUAUGGCUACAAACUCGUUGAAAAUGGCAACUUGAGAGCUGCACUUGCUACUUCAGAUGUUAUUGAACUUCCGACACAAGAGGAACUGAAAACUGUUCUCGACAAAGUGAAAGAUUACUUUGGCAAUGCUACCAGUGGCGCCAAAGAAUCCUUUGGGAAACUUACUUCCUUGGGUCCGGGAUUGACUGAGGAGGUCGAUGAGAAAGCAGAGGUCAAGGGCUGAAGCUGAUGGGUUCCUUUCCUUCUGGGCUGGCCUCACCUGUUGAUGUCAAUUGUCAACGAGCAUGCAAGUUUUGAAACGUUCCUUUGAUGGCUUCAUUUAUAAGUUGGGUAUUUAACUGAUACAACACAGGUUUGGUCUUUCUUAGUAUAUUUAAUCAGCCUCAUGGAGUAAUACUGUAGGUCUUUUUCAGCAAGUCGAUUUUUAAUAUGAAAAUGGUGCGCUCUUGGAACCUUCCUGUAUUUCUUGUUCAUAAUGUCAUCUACAUUUGAUUUUCUUAGCGCAAUAAUUUCAGCUUUUUGAAUUUGAUUAAGGCAAUCAAGCUUUGAGAAUAUAUGGCAUAAAUCACCUUUCCUUUUGUAUUA